Poecile atricapillus (Black-capped chickadee) is the source of this 4916-nucleotide messenger RNA. It is a transcript of the gene KCNE3, whose product is annotated as potassium voltage-gated channel subfamily E regulatory subunit 3. Gene Ontology annotation, molecular function: delayed rectifier potassium channel activity; transmembrane transporter binding; potassium channel regulator activity. NCBI's taxonomy places the organism in Eukaryota, Metazoa, Chordata, Aves, Passeriformes, Paridae. The record is from RefSeq and is a predicted model, not a curated record. The transcript has 2 exons. Gene Ontology annotation, cellular component: membrane. Bases 397 to 699 code for a protein of 100 amino acids. Gene Ontology annotation, biological process: membrane repolarization during action potential; negative regulation of delayed rectifier potassium channel activity; regulation of heart rate by cardiac conduction.
GGCUGUGGCAGGUGGCUCUGCCCCGGGAAGGGGAGGAGGCUGGCAGCGCUCCCAGCCCGGCCAGCAUCCCUCCCUGCCGGCAGCGAUGCUCAGUCCCGGCUCAGCCUGGCAGCAGUGCAGGCAGGGAGGGCACACGAGCUGUGUUCCGACAUUGUCCCCAGCCCUGGGGAGGAGAGAGGAGCGGGCAGCUGCCCCAGAGCCCUGGGAGCUUUAGCCCCGCUGUGGAAGGACUGAAAUUUAGGGAGAAGGCUGCUGGGAACCCAGAGGGUUUAGCCACCUUGCUUUGUGGCAGAGGAGGUGCUUUGAGGAGCAAUUUGGGGUCAUUGCUGGAACACCUCUGCUGUGAGGGUGGCCUCUUCGGAGUCUCCCUGUCCUUCCCUGCAGCCUGAGGAGGACAUGGGUGAGAACAACCGGACGGAGUCUUGGCACCAAAGCCUGCAGGCAGUGCUGAACGCCUUAAACCAGACGCUGCACGGGGCCAUCCCCUGCCCCGGCCAGGCCCCGGCCAGCACGGUGGGGACCAUGCACGGCGGCCAUGCCGGGCGCAACGACAACGCCUACAUGUACAUCCUCUUCGUCAUGACGCUCUUCGCUGCCACCGUGGGCAGCCUCAUCCUGGGCUACACCCGCUCCCGCAAGGUGGACAAGCGCAGCGACCCCUACCACGUCUACAUCAAGAACAGGGUCUCCAUGAUCUGAGCCUGGCCCAUGCCUUGUCCCCGGGGAGCCGCUGGCCUCGGGGUCACUGUGCUGCGCGCAUCCCGCUCACUGUGGGAUGUGACAGUGCUGCUGGCCCCAAAGCUUCUGAGAACCCCCCAAAGCUGCUGGGAACCCCCACCAUGGAGGAGCUCAGUCCUGGUGUGAGCAGUGCUGGGAUGUCCUGGCUGGCAGGAGCUGGGACAUGACCUGCAAGCAGGUCCUGGUCCUGCAGACCCACCUUAGCUCCACUGCGGGUAUGGGGAUGGCAGGGGCAGCUCCUUUCCCACCGUGGCCUGCAGGGGCUGACAGGAGCCUUCAAGGAGAACAUUUCUCCAUCCCCUACUCAGAUCAGCCGGAGUUGACCUCCCUGGGCUCCCAGCAGCUGUGACAGUGGUUCGUGGGUUUUUUCUGGUGCUGAAACCCUGUAAUGUUUGAGCUGGGCUGGGCCCUGCUUUUCUGGCAUGGAAUUAAAGGAGGUGGUGGGUUCCAGGGGACUUGUGUUUGUUUCUGCUCUGAACAGAGUUGGUGUUUGGGGAAAUACACGGGGCACCACUCUGUCCCAGAGCCCAGGGGACACUGAAAGGGCUGAACCUGCUGCCUGUGUGCUGCCAAGGUGGAUUCAAGUCAGCCCUUCAGUGGCAUCACGGCCCCUACGAUGGGAGAGGUCCCCCAGGAUGGAGCGAGCCCCGCGUUCCCAGCUGGACGCUUUGUCCCCGUUGCUGUCCGGGUGGCUCUGCUGGAGCUGUGGGCACGCUGCGAGCAUGGCCUGAGCCUGGCCGGAGGUGUGUGGCUCCAAGCAUCUCCCAAGGUUUCUCAGGGCUCCGGAUGGCGAUGCCGGAGUCUUUCCUGCUUCCUUCCUGCUGUCAGCUGUAGCUUUGGCCUUUUGUACCGCAGGUCCCAAAUGUUUUUUCCAUGGGGUGAGGGCACAGCAGUGGACGGGAAGGGGAUGUUCUUGGGUCCUGCUGGGCUCCUUGGCUUUGGCUCUGCUAUUAAGCUGUCUGGGUUUGGACCUGGCCUGUGGAGUGGCCAGUGUCCAGGACAGUAAAUGCCCCUGUCCUUCAAAACAGGCUGUGGGGCAGCGCCAGUGACCCAGUGUGCUGCACGCCUGGACCUGUUCAUAAUGGCAUAAUGAAUAUCUUUAAUUGCAGAUAGAUUAGCUGGCCCAUAGGGGCCUUUCCGCCUGCAUUCCAAGGUUAAAAACAGUUGCAAUCCCGAGCCCAAACAGUGACGCCAAACCCUAAUCCAAAAAAUAAUAGUGAAUGUGAGCGUGUUUGGGGUAGGGCUGGAAACUUUGGCACCGGAGGCACCAGGACGGCAGCAGCUUAAUGACCAAUUCCUGAUUUGCCAUGUCCUUGGCUUGGGCACAAAACCUGGAGCAGGGGUUCUGGGCAGCCCAUUUUGGGGCUGAUCCCACAGGGAUUCCUGAGCCAGGCAGGGCUUUCUGGGGCGCAGGUGUCCUCCGGCACCUGGCCUGAGCAGGAAGUAGCUUGAGAGGCUUCUCUCUGUUUAUCUUGCACCUGCAGCGCUGGGAAAGGAAAAUAAACCCUUUAUCUGCAAAUAAAUCAGGGGAAUCGGGCCAGGUGGGGACAGAGACACACGCUGUGCUGAUCCUUUUCCCUCUGGGGUUUGUCGUCCUCUAACACCAGCCCCUCCAGUGGGAUGAGCCGUGGAGCAGCCAGGGCCAGGAUGUGGGACCCUGCAGUGGGAUGGGGGCUGGAUGGUGAGCAUGGUACCCCAAAAUCCCCCCAGUGAUGUGGAAUUCUUGCUUUUCCCGCUUUUUGGAGAGAGGGGUGAAUCUGGUGACUCCAGAAUCCCUUCUGAUGCUGUGACCCAAGGAAGAAAAUCCUGUUGAAGGACAGCAAGUCAUAAAAAUUUGGGGGAAAAAAAAUACUAAAAUAAUGCUGCUCUUUCCUAAUCCAGAAGAUUCUGAGGGUGAAAAUUCCUCCUGCAAGACACAGCAAUGCUUACCCACCCGAUCUGUGAUCCAUUGGCAGCUCCACUGUCCAUCCAUCCCUGCCGGUAAAUUCGGGAAGGGACAGGGCUGGGGGGAUGCCCCGAGUGGCCCACCCCGGAGCUGCCGGCUGGAUGCCACCAGGCUGCGUGACAAGAUGCCAGUGCCACCUUGUGGCAGCUGCCUCAGAGUCCCAGUGUCACACACACCCUGGCACCCUUGGGGUGAGAGCAGGGACUUGUAUCCGCGGAACCUCCGGCUCCUGUCUGGCCGUCCUUGUCCCCAUGGCUCCAGCCUGGCUGGUGUCCCCAUGGGAUCCAAGGUCUGGGGCAGCUUGGCAAACAUCCCCAGCAGUGGAUUGUGUUCUGAGGGAUACAGAAACAGGGAUAUGUGAGGGAAGGAUGGGUUUGGGAACCUCCUGAAAUGGGUUUGCUUCAGGAGCCAGGGGAAGGAUUUUGCAGCUAUUUAGAUGCUUAUCCCAGAGCUCAGAGAUUCUUCCUUGGAGCCGAUGGGCUCUGGCCUCACUCCCUGGACUGCAGCCCCUGGAGCAGAUGAUUCCUGGGUCACAUUCAAAAAGCUUUUGUUAACAACAGGGAGAUGCCCUCAGAGCACAGAGAGAAGACCUGGGAGUGUGCCGGUCUUGGCUGAAUCUCUAAAUCCAACUGAGCAAGUUGUAGCUGACUACAUUUGAGGUUUAAGCAAUGUGGCUAGGAAAAAAAAUUAGGCUCCUGGGAGGCCACUUUAUUUAAGGCUUUUGCUGUUGGCACACAGCAGUGGAUCAUGGGCGAGAUAGUGUCUGGUACUUGGCAGAAGGAUAUCAAAAGGUGUGGGAAGCUGGGGCUGACCUUGGCAGAGCGGAUCAAUGGUUGGGUUGUUGGGGCAGCAGGAAUCACAGGAGCCUGUUCCUGGGACUUUGAUGCUUUGAUGCUGGGCAUUUCGAUAAGGAAUGCACCAGGUGAAAUGAUCACGGCUCAGGGUGAGAGAACAAUAGCAGCAGUGAGUGCUGAGCUGCCAGCACGGGCUGCCUCGGGUCCUACUGGUUUGGAACAGGUGGUACAGCCUGAGUGAGCAGUGGGAAGCUGCGUUCCAGGGGAGCUGCUUCUCCAGGAAAGCGGGCAGUCCUCUGGGAGCAGGUGCUGGCCCGGGAAGAGCUGCUUUCCCCUCAGCAGUGCUGAGCCAGGCUCACAUCACCGAUGCUGCUGUGCAGCCUGAGGGACAGCGGGGUCACAAUGGGGAAAGUUGAUUUUGAGAAUCCAAAAAUGUUGGGAAUCUGGGAAUGUUGAAGGGACCCUCUCCUGCCCUCACUUUGGGACCAGAGCAGAGGUUUUCCCCGUGGCUCUGAGCUUAAAAACUGCUUUUAAAGCAUAUUUAAAAUGUUGUGCUCCUGAGGAAGGUAAGGAGUGUGCUGCCAGUGCCAGAGGGGGUGGGAUCAGGCCUUCCCAAAGCUGAUAUCGUGAAGCAUUGAGCCAGGGGCAGUUGCAGAACUUCAAAAGCCAUUUCCUAAUGCCAGCAGUCCCUGUUGCAUCCUUCCCACCUGCCAGCCAGUGCUCUGUGUCCGUGCUCUGCCUGUGCUCCUUCAGGACAAAGCCCUUCUCCUUCUGUGACCCCAGAUCUGCUUGAAACCCAGCAUUCCAGCCCAAAAAGUCACCCGUGUCCCUGCCCUGUGGGGGCAGCUCAGCAGGGAGAUCCUCAAUGCCCGCCUGGAGCUCUCCCCUUCCCAACAAUCCAUGGCUCUGGGAGGGAAGGGAAAGCUGGGAGGUGCUGUGUCACUAUCAGAGAACCGAAGAGGCCUGGGAGAACAAACAGGGCGUUCAGGAGACGUAAAUAAUAAACCAAAAAACUGUGCCCCAGAGCCAGGGCAUGCGCACCACUGAGAAGCUCAGCCACCCACUGCAGGAACACUCUGGGGUCAUCCCACACAACCCUGGCUCUGCAGAAACUGGAGUGGAAAAGCAACCUGGAAUGUCAUGGGAGCUCCAGGCUGUUUGUACACAAUGUGGAAUAAACAGUGAUAUUGCCAUGGAAACGCUGCUCAGACUGGGUUCCUCCCUGGGGCUGAUCCUGUUUGUUGUGCGAGAGGAUUUGGGCUGUGGAACCAGAUCCCUGAGGAUGCUAUAUUCUGAUUCUGAUGUGUACCUUAGCCCUUCCUGUGGGCUGAUCCCCCAGCCUGGGAAGCAGGGGAGGAGGAUUGUGCCCCUCUGCCCCUGAGCUCAGGUGAGACCCCCACCUGCAGAGCAGCCCCAGCCCUGGGGCCAGCAGCACAAGG